AUGGAGUCCCGGGACAAACCGCAGUCUCAAGUUCCGCCGGGCGACCAAGCCAUGUCUGAAGGCGACACCAUCAUCUCAGCAUGGAAUCCCACUGGAGACGGCCAGGAGCAGCAAGAACAGCAACAGACACAGCAACAGACACAGCAGCAGACACAGCCUCGCAUGCCCCGGAGAGUCUGCGCAGCAUGCCGCCGCCGCAAGGUCGGCUGCGACAAGAAGCAGCCGUGCCAGCACUGCAGCAAGUCCGGCACCGAGUGCGUCUACCCGCCGGACAACAACCCGGACGCGCAGCAGAUGCUCCGGGACACGCGACUGCUGGAGCAGCUCCACCGCCUCGAGCCCAUGUUCAAGACGCUGGUCAGCUGCAUGGAGCAGGGCACGCUGCCGCCCUCCGUGUUGAGCUCCAUCCUGCCGCAGAGCCUGGCGGACCCCAAGAAUGCGCCGCCGUCGCCGACGCCGCCGAUGCCUCCUCACUCGGCCGGGUCCGGCGGCACGGGCAAUCAGGCGGGGUACCGUCUCGUCGGCAAUGAAUCGCAUGCGACGCAGCAGACUCCGAGUCCUCUCCAGCAGUCGCACUCGCCGUUGCAGGACACAGACUCGACUGCUGGCUUGCAGUCCAACCCUACCAAUACUGCAAGUGCAGCUGGCGAAAGCUCUCGAGAAGCCUCAGGCUCGGCUUGGUCACCGUACGGGACAUCGAUGGGGAAGCUGGUAAGGGAUAACGGUCGGCAGAGAUACGUGAGCGGUUCAUUCUGGGAGGCUCUGCAUACUGAGCACGACAUGGACGAAGCUGUAGUGAGCGACGAAGACGACUCUGAAUGCGACGAGAGUCCCCCUCCAUCCGGCCUCGAGUCACUACAAUACGCCCUGAUCUUCAACACCUGCGCCCAGAAAACCGGCCCCGACUCUCCCCACCCGCCCCAGCACCAAAGACUCAAAGCAUGGGAACUGUUCAAGGCGAAUGUCCACCCGGUUGCGACCAUCCUGCACAUACCCUCAGUCGAGCCAAUGGUUCUCGAAGCAAUGCAGAACCCGCGGGACCUCCAGCCACCACUCGAGGCUCUCCUGUUCGUGAUAUACUUUGGCGCCGUCAACAGCCUCUCCUCGGACGACUGCGAGCUGCAAUUCGGCGCGCAGCAGUCUGCCCUGCUAGCCAAGUUGCGCCGAGGCGCAGACAGCGCUCUUUCGCGCUCGAGGCUGAUGGAGACGGACGACAUGCUCACGCUGCAAACUUUUGUGGUGUAUCUGGUGCUUCUGCGCUCUCGCGAUCCUACCUACUCCUGGAACAUGACCGGGCUAGCUGUUCGGCUUGCACAGUCUCUCGGGAUGCACCGCGACGGAAGCGCACUCAACCUCAGUCCCUUUGAUGCCGAGAUGCGUCGCCGACUGUGGUGGGGUAUAUGUAUCCUCGACACGCCUGCCUCCGAGGACUACUCGUGCUCUCCAGGCCUCAUGGAGCUAAGCAGCUUCGACUCCAGACCGCCCCUCAACGUGAACGACGCAGAUCUGCACCCGGACAUGACCGAGUAUCCGAGCGAGUCUCGCGGCAUGACCGACAUGUCCUUUACGGCCGCCCGUUGCUGGGCCUCCAGCAUCUGGCGGACCAUGAUUGACACGCGCAGGAUUGACCCGGAUACCGGGAGGAGCUUCAAGCCCAUGACGAUAGCGGAGAAGCAGGCGUGGGUCGACAAGCAGCGGGAGAAGAUUGUCGGCCGAUUCUCCGGGGACAAGACAUCCCGGGAGUCGCUCCGCUGUUUGAUCAGCGCUUUUAUCGGCACCAUCAUCUCCAACCUCCAUCUCAUGGCCCUCAACCCGCUCGGUUCAGAGACCUCGCUGAACGAAGACCAGCGAAGACGCGUCUUCCAGGACGCGAUAGAAUGCAUGACGCACUCAUACCGCCUGCGCACCGACCCCCUGGUAGCACACUGGUCAUGGCUGACAAAAUGCUACAACGAGUGGCACGCCUUCGCCGUCAUCCUGUACGAGCUCUCCAGUCGGCCCCUGGUGCGGGACGCCGACAAGGCCUGGCGGGUGGUGGAGCAGAGCGCCGUGCUGCGCUGGGACUCGCCGACGCGGCACCGGAGGGUGCACCAGUGGCGGUCGGUCAUGCGGAGCAUCGACAAGGCGAGGAGGCGGAGGAAGAAGGAGCUGGGGCGGCGCAAGUCUGCCCUGUCGGCAAGGUCUUCGUCUAUCGCGCCGCAGAACACGAGUCCGGCUGCCCAGCAGCUAUGGUCAACGGUAGACAAUUCACAGGGCGGUCAAAUUGACCUCGCACGUGCGUAUCAAGGGGAUGACAAGAUGGGGCCUCUACUGGGGGAGGACAUGUGUACUUUUGCUGGUGAUGAUGGUCAACUGUACUUUGUCUGUGAAUACUAA
Messenger RNA from Fusarium falciforme, 2376 nucleotides. RefSeq names its product Zn(2)-C6 fungal-type domain-containing protein. The record is from RefSeq and is a predicted model, not a curated record. NCBI's taxonomy places the organism in Eukaryota, Fungi, Ascomycota, Sordariomycetes, Hypocreales, Nectriaceae. The transcript is spliced from 4 exons. Gene Ontology annotation, biological process: regulation of DNA-templated transcription; DNA-templated transcription. Gene Ontology annotation, molecular function: DNA binding; zinc ion binding; DNA-binding transcription factor activity, RNA polymerase II-specific. The coding region runs from base 1 to 2376 and encodes 791 amino acids.